This is a messenger RNA of Trypanosoma grayi, 357 nucleotides long. RefSeq lists its product as hypothetical. The record is from RefSeq and is a predicted model, not a curated record. The transcript has a single exon. Lineage: Eukaryota; Euglenozoa; Kinetoplastea; Trypanosomatida; Trypanosomatidae. The coding region runs from base 1 to 357 and encodes 118 amino acids.
AUGUUGCCCGUGUCGAUGUGUCCACGCAGGGAACAUCUCCCAGCAGGAGCGUCGUGCCCUGGCGCUGCCGGUGUUCACGCAGGGGAAACGGGUCGAACCAAUACCUCCCCGGAUGCCGCUGCAAGAACCACAGCCUCCGUCACAAGAUGGGUUACCCACAGUGUGUCCGGCUCUAUUUCAGGCACUCAUGCUGUGGACGUCUCUGCACAAAGAGCGACUGGAGUGGAAGGCACUGCUGUUAACGAGGCGGGUGCUGACGGAAGGAGGUCUCCACAGGCACGAGGUGCUCCCAUUGCCGCUGCUUUGCUUUCUGCACCUGGAUUUGGUAGGACCAGCGAUGGGACACUCGCCGACUGA